This is a messenger RNA of Setaria italica (foxtail millet), 1852 nucleotides long. Its product is annotated as ethylene-responsive transcription factor 3-like. The coding region runs from base 306 to 878 and encodes 190 amino acids. NCBI's taxonomy places the organism in Eukaryota, Viridiplantae, Streptophyta, Magnoliopsida, Poales, Poaceae. The transcript has 2 exons. Gene Ontology annotation, biological process: regulation of DNA-templated transcription. The record is from RefSeq and is a predicted model, not a curated record. Gene Ontology annotation, molecular function: DNA binding; DNA-binding transcription factor activity.
CCACAGCAGAGCAGAGACGACGACCACCACCAAGCGGGGCACGGGGCGCGGGCGGGAGCGCGACGCGGAGGGUGGUGGUGGUGGAGGGAAGGAGGGGGAGAGGUGGACGCGAACGCGAGCGCGAGAGGGAGGGGAGGAGAAACCGAAGCGAGCGAGAACAAAAAACACCAAAAAAAACAGGGGGAGCCCAGAGCAGGGGGAGGAAAGGAAAAUAAACUACUGGCCAAACCCUAGCCCGGGUACGCUCUCGGCUUUCCCACCCAACACCUCCAAGCCCCGCCCCGUCCCCCCGCCGCGGUCCCGCGAUGCGCCGGGCGAAGCCGCCGCAGCCGUCGCCGUCGCCGGAGAUCCGGUACCGCGGCGUGCGGAGGCGGCCGUCGGGGCGCUACGCCGCCGAGAUCCGGGACCCCGCCAAGAAGACCCCGAUCUGGCUCGGCACCUUCGACUCCGCCGAGGCCGCCGCGCGCGCCUACGACGCCGCCGCCCGAUCCCUCCGCGGGCCCACCGCCCGCACCAACUUUCCGGCCUCCGCGCCGCCGCGGCACAGCAGGCCCCCCGCCUCCGCGGCGGCGGCGGCGGCGGCCACGUCCAGCCAUAGCAGCACCGUAGAGUCGUGGAGCGGCGGCGCCACCCGCGUCGCCACGGCCGCCCUGGCGCGCAGCGCCGCCGCCCCGAUGGAGGAGGAGGAGGACGAGGAGGACUGCCGCAGCUACUGCGGAUCCUCGUCGUCCGUCCUCUGCGAAGACGACGGAGGCGACGACGACGCGGCCGCCUCCCGCGCGCCCCUGCCGUUCGAUCUGAACCUGCCGCCGCCCCUCGACACGGCCGCCGAGGCCGAUCAGAUGGGUGCCCGCUACGACACGCUGCUCCGCCUCUAGCUCACGAGAACUACGGGGAUUCCGUCCGAGCCAGGAAUCAGAGGAAGGAUCGAGACCAGCGCUGCUCUCUGCUCCGCCCAUGUCCUCCUCCUGCUGCUGAUCCGGUGGUGUUCUCUCGCUAGAUGGAUAAUUCUUCUUCUUUUUUCCCCUUCUUUUUCUCUUCUUUUUUCUUUCUUACCACGAUGAUGAUGAUGAUGAUGAAGAUGGUGAUGAUUCGAUAUGUGAAUAAUUCUGUCAUGUCCAUGUAAGCUGCGAGGAAGGAAAUCUGAGCUUUUCCUUAUCUUUCUCUCUGGUAUUUUGAGUGAAAUUUCUGCUUAUGUUGGUUCAUUAGUUGGGAAGAUAAUGGAAGAAAUCAAGAAAAAAAUAUUUAUACAGAUCAUUUGCUGCUGCUUUAGCAUCUCAGCUUAGAGGGUUCAACUGACUGAACUGAGCACAUUCCUAGCAUAUUUUACUAACAACUCAGUCAUCUAUGGAUAUGGAUGUGCAAAACACCAUAUCGAUGCAUGCCUUGCAAGCUACAAGGUUGCUAAUACAAUGGUGGUUCUUCUCUCAAGCAGGCUGAUUCUAUUCUUUGCUAUUUCUUGUAAGCAUUGGCUUGACAGUAACUGGUCCCGUUGAUCUUAUCCUGUGACCUUGAAGCAAAUUCCUGAAGACUCUGUUGUGACCCUGAAGCAAAUUUGAAGACUACUUGUGGGACAAUUAACGACGUAGAUGACUAGAGGUGUUUGCUUGCUCAUCACAGUGGUUAUAUUUUUCAGGACAUCUCAUUCGGAUGAGUAAGGUGAUGUGUAGCUAGCUCCUCCUCAUACAUGAUUAGCCCCUCCUUAUACAUGAUUAGUCCCUCAUACAUGAUUAGCACCUCCUUCUGUGUGUAAAAAUGCAUAGCUCAUGUGUUUGUUUGAUUUACUCAUGUUCUUGAAACAAGAUGUCGAAUUGAACUGUGCAAUGCUCAUCGCCAACAUUUGAUUUCAUGA